Molecule: messenger RNA, 3523 nt
Organism: Musa acuminata subsp. malaccensis (wild Malaysian banana)
Lineage: Eukaryota; Viridiplantae; Streptophyta; Magnoliopsida; Zingiberales; Musaceae
Product: CRM-domain containing factor CFM3, chloroplastic/mitochondrial
Biological process (GO): RNA splicing, via transesterification reactions
Molecular function (GO): mRNA binding
Source: RefSeq, a predicted model, not a curated record
CUCUCUCUCAUGGCGAUUGCCUUCGCUGCCUUAAGCCCUCAUCUUUCCCUCUCUCCCUUUCCAUCUCCCUCACCUCUCCCGUCGUCCGCCUCCUCUUCCGUUCCUGUUCUUCUAAUCCAUAGAUCGGUUCUUUCCCGUUCCUGUCUCCGUGGUUCAAGCGCUUGCCUCUCCUCUCAAGCUCUCCGGACAGGCGGUGAGGAAUUACCCGACGAAGACUCAGUCGAAUUCGAGAAGAAGGAUACGGACAUCCAUAAUAAGAAAAAGAAUACGAAGAAGAAAAAGCUCAGGCCAAGUUUCUGCGACCAGACUCUCGAACGAUGGUCCGUAAAGAUCUCCUCCCGCAGGUCCUCUUUCCCCUGGCAGAACCAAAAGAUUCAGCCAUCUCAGGGCUUGUCUGCACCGGGUACACCUGUCUAUCGAUCCUUAGGUAACUAUGGGGCUGCCGAUUUGGAUUCUCGGGAUCAAAUUAAGAACUUUGAUGAAGAGCGACGGAGAACAAGUUUGGAUUUAAUUGUUGAGAAGUUAGGUGGAAGUGUGGUUGAUAAAUGUUCAGAUUCAGGAGUUUCAGACGGUUCUUUGGAGCGUUCUGUUGAUGAAAUUCCUCCGAACCAUGGCAGGAGCAUUCCUUUUAGGAAGCGGUCGAUAUCAGCUCCAUGGGAUCAUGGAGCUGAACAUGGACAAAAACAUAUUCAUUCUGGUUUUGUAAAUGAGACUUUGAUGAAGAAUUUUGAGUUUGGUGGAGAGGAUGAGAGGCACAAGUGGACCUCCGUGGAUGCGAAGAGGAGAGGCUGCUCGGACCAAAAUAAGACUAGCUUGAAUUUCGGUGAUAAUUCAGGUGUCUCUGUCGAGGGAGGAUUCCAUGUCCUUUCCACUGACAAGACCUCUCAAACGAGUUCAGUGGGAGGUGCUUCAUUCAGAGACCAUGGAAUUGAUCCUUUGGAAGCUGAUACGGACCCCAAAGUUGCAUUUCAGUUGCCUAUAAGAGACUAUGAUUUGAAUGAAAAUGGAGGAAAGAGUAGGGUCAGUGUGAUAGUUGAUAAACUAAAGGAUUCUAUGGGUUCAAGUGCCCCCAAAAUUAAUGUGUGUGCUUCUUUUGGUAAGUCUGCUUCUAAACAUGGGUCUAAUCCAGGCAAUAAUGUCGUUAAGUUGGUGAGUCCAGUGUUAUUACCAUGGGAGAGAGAGACUGAUUCUAAGGAGGGAGAGCAGUUGCACAGAAGUAACACUGAACUGGCAGAGAGGGCCAUUCCAGAGCCAGAGCUACGAAGGCUCAGAGAUGCUGCAUUAAGGAUGAAAGAAAGGAUGACUGUGGGGCCAGCAGGGGUGACUGAGGCAGUUGUGAAAAACAUUCAUGAGAAGUGGAAGGAGGCCGAGGUGGUCAAGUUAAGGUUUGAAGGCACACCUAGUUUGAACAUGAAGAGAACACAUGAGAUUUUAGAGAAUAAAACGGGAGGUCUGGUGAUUUGGAGGUCUGGAAGGUCAGUUGUGCUAUAUAAGGGAAUGACAUAUGAACUGCCAUGCAUCCAGACCUACUCAAAACUUGCUAAUACUGACUCUAACUGUAUCCCUUCAAUCAAGGAUUACUUCGUUCAUAUUACUGGGAACCCAUCAGAAGAGUCAUUUAACAUUUCAAGAAGAUCUGCAGCUGAUUCUUCUGCCUGCGGAAAUCCAUCUGAACAAUUUCCAGAUACUUCUGAUAUUGACAAUAUAUUAGAUCAGUUGGGACCACGAUAUCAAGAUUGGUCUGGUCGUAACCCACUUCCAGUUGAUGCUGACUUGCUUCCUGGUGUAAUUCCUGGUUAUGCACCACCAUUUAGACUUCUUCCUUACAAGACCAGAAGUACUCUUAGAGACAGAGAAAUGACAGCUCUGCGAAGACUUGCUAGAACAAUGCCUCCUCAUUUUGCUCUAGGAAGAAAUAGGCAACACCAAGGCUUAGCUGCUGCUAUUGUGAAGUUAUGGGAGAAAAGUUCUAUCGUAAAGAUAGCCAUUAAACGUGGUAUACCAAAUACAUCUAAUGAGAGAAUGGCUGAAGAAAUCAAGAAAUUGACAGGGGGAGUGCUUGUUUCUAGGAACAAGGAGUAUAUCGUCUUCUAUAGAGGUAAUGAUUUUGUGACAUCUUCAGUUAUGGAGGUGCUGUCGGAGAAACAGAAACUAGCGUCUAUUCACCAGGAUGAGGAAGAAAUAGCCCGGUUAAGGGCAUCAACAUCGAUAGUUGCUCAUGUCAAAAGUCCUAAGGGUCAAUUAGUUGCUGGUACACUUGCAGAGACUCUGGAGGCCAAGAGUCGCUGGGGAAAUCCAUUUAGUGCUGAGGAAAGAGAAAUGCUAAAGAAGGAUAUGGUUUUAGCUAAACAUGCAUCUCUUGUUCGAUACCUUGAAAGAAAGCUAGUAUUUGCAAAAAUUAAGGUCAGGAAAGCAGAGAAGGCUUUGUCCAAAGUGCAGGAAUUCCUGAAACCAGCAGAUCUUCCAAUUGAUUUAGAGACUGUCAGUGAUGAGGAGCGGGCCUUAUUUCGUAACAUUGGUCUUAAGAUGCGGGGUGCUCUACUUCUUGGGAGACGGGGAGUUUUUGAUGGAACUGUUGAAAAUAUGCACUUGAACUGGAAGCAUAGAGAACUUGUCAAGAUUCUUGUGAAGGGAAAAAGUUUUGCACAAGUAAAACACUAUGCAAUUUCCCUUGAGGCUGAGAGUGGUGGAGUAUUGAUUUCACUUGAUAAAACUACGAAGGGCUAUGCAAUUAUCAUAUACCGUGGUAAGAACUAUCAGCGGCCUCCAACUUUGAGGCCCAAAAAUCUGUUAACAAGGAGGCAGGCAUUAGCACGCUCUAUAGAGCUUCAGAGACGGGAGGCCCUGAUUCAUCAUAUUUCAAGUCUACAGGAGAAGAUUCAGAUUCUAACAUCUCAAUUAGAGCAAAUGGAGGAUGAUAAGGGACCAGGAGAGAAGGACUUGGACCUGCCGGUUGAUUUAUUUUCGGAUGACGAUGUGGAGGAUGAAGGUGAAGAGGCCUACCUUGAAACAUACAGCAGUGGCGCCGAGGAGGAGGAGGAUGUUUUUCGGUGAAUUUUUAUUUGCUAGUGACAUCGGUUCCCGUCUUCGUUCCUUCAUUGACCAGCAUUUUAUCAUCAAGAAAGGUACUAAUGCUAUUUGAGGAACAAGCUGGACCAGGUUCUCUUAUGCUGAGGUAUUCUUGAUGAUGUUGGUAGGGAACGUGCCUCCUCACAGUGGUGGUUCCUCGAGGACUCGGGUGAUCUUUUGGAGUAACUCUGAGUGCAUCAAUCGUCUUCAAAAGAGUUUCCAUAUGCGGUUUCGUCUUAUUUAUUGAUAGGAUACAAGCAGUCUAUCAUAUUUACUUCAUGAGCGACACUCAUUCUCAAUCACAUUUUGAGCUACUAAUCAACCAUUCAUUUGUUGAUCUCUUGUUGUAUGAAGUGGCAAAGGCUAUGAUAGAUAAUUUGGCUCGUUCAUUCCCAAGAGCCGUAUUAUAUUGUGCUAGCAGGCAAAGAUAACAAAGUUCAUCUAAUUCUAACUA